This is a messenger RNA of Lipotes vexillifer (Yangtze River dolphin), 4230 nucleotides long. RefSeq names its product peroxidasin (gene PXDN). Gene Ontology annotation, molecular function: protein binding; peroxidase activity; heme binding. The record is from RefSeq and is a predicted model, not a curated record. The coding region runs from base 343 to 4230 and encodes 1295 amino acids. NCBI's taxonomy places the organism in Eukaryota, Metazoa, Chordata, Mammalia, Artiodactyla, Lipotidae. The transcript is spliced from 22 exons. Gene Ontology annotation, biological process: response to oxidative stress.
CGCUUUAACAGAAUCAGAGAGAUCCAGCCGGGGGCCUUCAGGGGGCUGAGAAACUUGAACACAUUGCUUCUCAACAAUAAUCAGAUCAAGAGUAUACCUGGUGGGUCAUUUGAAGACUUGGAGAAUCUAAAAUACCUCUAUCUGUACAAGAAUGAGAUCCAGUCAAUUGACAGGCAAGCGUUUAAGGGACUUGCCUCUCUAGAGCAACUAUACCUGCACUUUAAUCAGAUAGAAACUUUGGACCCAGAGUCAUUUCAGCAUUUGCCGAAGCUGGAGAGGCUGUUUUUACAUAACAACCGAAUUACACAUUUGGUUCCGGGAACAUUUAAUCACUUGGAAUCUAUGAAAAGAUUGCGUCUGGACUCCAACGCGCUUCACUGUGACUGUGAGAUCCUGUGGCUGGCGGACUUGCUGAAGAGCUACGCCCGGUCGGGGAACGCACAGGCAGCGGCCACCUGUGAAUAUCCCAGGCGCAUCCAGGGGCGGUCGGUGGCCGCCAUCACCCCGGAGGAGCUGGACUGUGAAAGGCCGCGGAUCACGUCGGAGCCGCAGGACGCAGACGUCACCCUGGGCAACACCGUUUUCUUCACCUGCAGGGCUGAGGGCAACCCCAAGCCCGAGAUCAUCUGGCUCCGAAACAAUAACGAGCUGAGCAUGAAGACGGAUUCCCGCUUGAACUUGUUGGACGAUGGGACCCUGAUGAUCCAGAACACGCGGGAGACAGACCAGGGCAUCUACCAGUGCAUGGCAAAAAACGUGGCCGGAGAGGUAAAGACGCAGGAGGUGACCCUCAGGUACUUCGGGUCUCCAGCUCGCCCCGCUUUUGUAAUCCAACCCCAGAACACGGAGGUGCUGGUGGGGGAAAGUGUGACCCUGGAGUGCAGCGCCACAGGCCACCCCCCGCCAAGGAUCACCUGGACCAGAGGCGACCGGACCCCCGUGCCCGCUGACCCGCGGGUGAGCAUCACGCCAUCCGGCGGCCUCUACAUCCAGAACGUGGAACGGGAGGACAGUGGCGAGUACACCUGCUUCGCCUCCAACACCGUGGACAGCAUCCACGCCACGGCUUUCAUCAUCGUCCAAGCGCUUCCUCAGUUCACUGUGACGCCCCAGGACAGAGCUGUCAUCGAGGGUCAGACAGUUGAGUUCCACUGUGAGGCGAAGGGCUACCCACAGCCGGUCAUCGCCUGGACGAAAGGAGGGAGCCAGCUGUCGGUGGACAGACGGCACCUGGUCCUGUCGUCAGGGACCCUUCGGAUCUCGGGCGUCGCCCUGCACGACCAGGGCCAGUACGAGUGCCAGGCCGUCAACAUUAUCGGCUCCCAGAGUGUCACCGCGCACCUGACAGUCCAGCCCCGAGUCACCCCGGUGUUCACCAGCAUCCCCAGUGACACAACGGUGGAGGUGGGCAGCAGCGUGCAGCUGCCAUGCAGCUCUCAGGGGGAGCCUGAGCCCGCUAUCACCUGGAACAAGGAUGGGGUCCAGGUGACAGAAAGCGGGAAAUUUCACAUUAGCCCCGAGGGCUUCCUGACCAUCCACGACGUGGGGCCUGCGGACGCCGGCCGCUACGAGUGCUCGGCCCGGAACACGAUCGGGCAGGCGGCGGUCAGCACAGUGCUCAGCGUGCACGUUCCCGAUGUCAGUAGGAACGGGGACCCAUUUGUAGCCACAUCCAUUGUUGAAGCAAUCGCGACGGUGGACAGAGCCAUAAACUCCACACGGACGCACUUGUUUGACAGCCGACCCCGCUCCCCUAACGACCUGCUGGCCUUGUUCCGGUACCCACGGGACCCCUACACUGUGGAGCAGGCCCGGGCCGGGGAGAUAUUCGAGCGGGCACUGCAGCUGAUUCAGGAGCACGUGCAGCACGGCCUGAUGGUGGACCUGAACGGAACGAGUUACCACUACAACGACCUCGUGUCCCCGCAGUACCUGAGCCUGAUCGCCAACCUGUCGGGCUGCACGGCCCACAGGCGCGUCAACAACUGCUCGGACAUGUGCUUUCACCAGAAGUACCGGACACAUGACGGCACCUGCAACAACCUGCAGCACCCGAUGUGGGGCGCCUCACUGACCGCCUUCGAGCGCCUGCUCAAGGCCGUGUACGAGAACGGCUUCAACACGCCCCGUGGGAUCGACCCAGGCCGGCACUACCACGGGCACCCACUGCCCAUGCCCCGCCUGGUGUCCACGGCCCUCAUCGGCACCGAGGCCAUCACCCCGGACGAGCAGUUCACCCACAUGCUCAUGCAGUGGGGCCAGUUCCUGGACCACGACCUGGACUCCACGGUGGUGGCCCUGAGCCAGGCCCGCUUCUCGGACGGGCAGCACUGCAGCUCCACGUGCAGCAGCGACCCGCCCUGCUUCUCGGUGGCCAUCCCCCCCGACGACCCGCGGGCGCGCAGCGGGGCCCGCUGCAUGUUCUUCGUGCGCUCCAGCCCCGUGUGCGGCAGCGGCAUGACGUCACUGCUCAUGAACUCCGUGUACCCCCGCGAGCAGAUCAACCAGCUCACCUCUUACAUCGACGCCUCCAACGUCUACGGCAGCUCCGAGCACGAGGCCCGCGCCAUCCGCGACCUGGCCAGCCAGCGGGGCCUGCUGCGCCAGGGCAUCGUGCAGCGCUCGGGCAAGCCGCUGCUGCCCUUCGCGGCCGGGCCGCCCACCGAGUGCAUGCGUGACGAGAACGAGAGCCCCAUCCCCUGCUUCCUGGCUGGCGACCACCGCGCCAACGAGCAGCUCGGCCUGACCAGCAUGCACACGCUGUGGUUCCGCGAGCACAACCGCGUGGCCGCCGAGCUGCUGGCGCUGAACCCGCACUGGGAUGGCGACACCGUCUACCAUGAGGCCCGCAAGGUGGUAGGGGCGCAGGUGCAGCACAUCACCUACCGGCACUGGCUGCCCAAGGUGCUGGGCGAGGUGGGCAUGAAGAUGCUGGGCGAGUACCGUGGCUACGAUCCGGGCGCCAACGCCGGCAUCUCCAACGCCUUCGCCACGGCCGCCUUCCGGUUCGGGCACACGCUGGUCAACCCGCUGCUGCAGCGGCUGGACGAGAACUUCCAGCCCGCGGCGCACGGCCACGUGCCGCUGCACAAGGCCUUCUUUUCCCCGUUCCGCAUCGUGAACGAGGGCGGCAUCGACCCGCUGCUCCGCGGCCUGUUCGGCGUGCCGGGCAAGAUGCGCGUGCCGUCCCAGCUGCUCAACACGGAGCUCACCGAGCGCCUCUUCUCCAUGGCGCACACGGUAGCGCUGGACCUGGCCGCCAUCAACAUCCAGCGCGGCCGCGACCACGGCAUCCCGCCCUACCACGACUACCGCGUCUACUGCAACCUGUCGGCCGCCCACACCUUCGACGACCUGAAGAAUGAGAUCAGGAGCCCCGAGAUCCGAGAGAAGCUGCAACGGUUGUACGGCUCCCCGCUCAACAUCGACCUGUUUCCCGCCCUCAUGGUGGAGGACCUGGUCCCCGGCAGCCGUCUGGGGCCUACCUUGAUGUGUCUGCUGAGCACGCAGUUCAAGCGCUUACGGGACGGGGACAGGUUGUGGUAUGAGAACCCGGGGGUCUUCACCCCCGCCCAGCUCACGCAGAUCAAGCAGACGUCACUGGCCCGGAUCGUGUGCGACAAUUCAGACAACAUCACGCGUGUGCAGAAGGAUGUGUUCCGAGUGGCCGAGUUCCCGCACGGCUACAGCAGCUGUGACGAGAUCCCCCGGCUGGACCUCCGCGUGUGGCAAGACUGCUGUGAAGACUGCAGAACCCGGGGGCAGUUCAACGCGUUUUCCUACCACUUCCGAGGCAGGCGGUCCCUUGAAUUCAGCUACCGGGAGGACGAGCCAGCCACGGAUGCGGGGCCUGGGAAGAUGCCAAGAGCCGGGACGCCCGGGACGAGGCCCAGUAAUGCCUCAGCCACCGCCUUUGAGCGCCCACCAGUAGCAGGGACCAGCGACUUCCGGGAGUUUGUCCUGGAGAUGCAGAAGACCAUCAGGGACCUCAGGAAGCAGAUAAAGAAACUCGAGUCCCGGCUCAGCACCGAGUGCGUGGAUGCAGACGGCAGCUCGCGCGCGGACGGUGCCACGUGGAAACGGGAUCCCUGCACCGUCUGUGAAUGCCGCGACGGGCAGGUCACCUGCUUCGUGGAGACUUGCCAGCCCGCCGAUUGUCCAGCACCCGUGAGGCUCGGCGGGGGCUGCUGUCCCGUCUGCCCGGGAGACGCCAUGGGAAAGAAGCCCUGA